This is a messenger RNA of Trifolium pratense (red clover), 1029 nucleotides long. RefSeq lists its product as uncharacterized. The record is from RefSeq and is a predicted model, not a curated record. Bases 1 to 1029 code for a protein of 342 amino acids. The transcript has a single exon. NCBI's taxonomy places the organism in Eukaryota, Viridiplantae, Streptophyta, Magnoliopsida, Fabales, Fabaceae.
AUGAAAUGUGCUCAUGAACAUACAUUGUUUGUAAAGAAGGAAGCAGGAAACAAAGUAAUCAUUGUAAGUCUAUAUGUUGAUGAUCUGAUAUUCACAGGUAAUGAUCAAGAGUUGUUUGAGAAGUUUAAGACUUCAAUGGAAAAGAACUUUGCUAUGACUGAUCUAGGCAAAAUGAGAUUUUUCCUUGGAGUUGAAGUAAAGCAGACAAAGGAAGGUAUCUUUAUGUUUCAGCAAAAGUAUGCUAGUGAAAUUCUGAAAAGAUUCAAGAUGGAAAACUGCAAUAGUGUGUGUAAUCCAAUUGUACCUGGGAACAAACUAAAGAAAGAUGAAAAUGGAACAUCCUGUGAUGCAACUAACUAUAAGCAGAUGGUUGGUUGUCUGAUGUAUUUGCUUGCCACUAGGCCUGAUCUAGCCUUCUCAGUAUGCUUGGUUGCUAGAUUCAUGGAGAGGCCUACAGAAAUACAUGUUGCUGCAGUCAAAAGAAUUCUCAGAUAUUUGAAAGGCACUAUCAGUUAUGGCUUGUGGUACAAGAAACAAGAGAAGGAUGAACUCAUUGGUUGGUCAGAUUCAGAUUAUGCAGGAGAUCUUGAUGACAGGAAGAGCACAUCAGGUUAUGUCUUUAUGAUUGGAUCAAAAGCUGUGUCAUGGUCCUCAAAGAAACAGCCUAUUGUUACUCUGUCCACAACUGAAGCUGAGUUCAUAGCAGCAGCUAACUGUGCUUGCCAAGCUAUUUGGCUGUCAAGGUUGAUUGCUCACAUCAGUUCAGAUAUAAAGGAAUGCAUCACCAUUUUCUGUGACAAUAGCUCAUCAAUUAAGCUGUCAAGAAACCCAGUUAUGCAUGGAAGAAGCAAACAUAUAGAUGUUAGGUUUCAUUUCCUCAGAGAUCUAACCAAAGAUGGUAAGAUACAGUUGCAGCAUUGCUCAUUCUUUGAGCAAAUUGGAGACAUAAUGACCAAAGCAUUAAGCCUUGACAAUUUCUGCAGAAUUAGGGAGCUACUUGGAUUGUGCAAACUUGAGGAUGUAAACUGA